GUGACACUGAAAGACAGGAAACGCUGUUCAGAGGCUGUGUAUUGGCAAGAUUUCGUGUAGAGGAAGGCCGAGAUGGUUCAGGCAUGUGGAAAGAAGGGAGAUAAAUUGGGUUAAAAUAUGCGUGAAUAUUAAUGGGAAGACUGUGGUUGACAUUGUAACAUGCAAAAACUGAUGCCAUGGAAGAGGUUGAGAACAAAGAACUACAGAGCAUCAUUACUGACGAGUGGGUUGCUGAAACUGCUGGAAUACACUAUGCCUGGGAUGUUUCAGGCCAGGCAGGCAAUUUAUCCCUUGAUAUUGCCCGUGGAGUCCUGCAAUCUUACAGCACUGUCACUGCUGUGGCAAAAUGCUCAGGGAGGCGGCGGCAGGUAGGAGGGUACAUACAAUGUCCAAAAUGUAGCACACCGUGGAUUGCUGGAUUCUGCCAACCUCGACUUUUAGGGUGCCCACGUAGUGCACGUAAUAUCAAACAUUUACUGAAAAAAGAAAGAAGGCAGCCAAAUAAACUAAACACUCUAGAAAAGAUGCAAGUUUCUGCUUUCCAUUUACAUAAAAAUAUUAUUGAGGUGUCUUGCUUAAUCUGUAAGUACAAAAUGAGAGAGUUAUGUUCAGUGCCAGUAAAAGAAAAGCCUGUGGUAGAAACAAAGAUUGAGGCCGCUAAGCGUAAAAAGAAAAAGAAGAGAGUUAAGGAAGCGAAUGCUGGAUUGUGUGUCUCAACCCCAAAGUCUAAUACAGUAUCCAGGGUUCCUAAAUCUGUUUCCAUUUCAAGCAAACACACAAAAACCAAUCAGAAGGAUAGUAUGGUUUCAGAUUCUUCAGGAAGCAACUUGAGACAAAAAAACAUAGAUAAAUUAGUACAAAUGAAUAUUAAUAAAACUGAAAGAUGUGAUUCAUCAAGCAGCGAUGGGAAAACCAUUUGUGAAAGAGUUGCACAGAGCAUUGCCAAGUCAUCAUACUCGAGUGCAUCAAAUCAUACUACCGAUUCUCAACCACAUUCCACAAUAGCAUUAAGUUCAGGUUUCAGGCAAGGGUCUAAGCCUGGAAGUCCUAAUCCUAAGCAGAAGAAAGCAAGACAGAAAAAGCUCAUGACAUUGAAGAGUGCAAUGGUAAAGGACAUCAAUAAAAAUAAUAGUAGUAGUGAUAAGAAGAGUACUCUUAAUGACUUUCUUACUAGUCUGUUUUGAUAUUUACAUGCAGACCAAGCUCCACUGAUGUCUGUCUGCCCCUAGCUCAGUUAAUUUGAUUGGUUCUGUGUUGUGUUGCACCAAUACAUUGGUUUGUUUAUUGCCAGAUAUUUUCUUACCUUUUCAAAUCUCAAACUCCCAGUAUGGCAUCUUUUCCCCUCCAGUGCACAGUAUAUAGGUAUGCCUCGGUGGCUGUGUUUACUGUAGGUAUAUACCUCGCUAUAUAUUACUUUACUAUACAUCAUUUUGCAUUUGUUGGUGAAUUAAAAGAACAAUUUAAUUUUUUUUAACUAAACUCAUGAGCCUUUGAAUGCCAAUCCACCAUCUAACCCUCCACUACAGUCACACUGACCAAGUUAAACACAAACACACUAAUAUUUCCUAUAAGCACAUUUUGUAAACUAUUCCCAGUAAUAUUUUUUCAAUAGUUACUGUAUUUCCAAUACUAUACUGUACAAACACACUAGAAAAUAAAAACAUUUCAAUAUAAAUUUAUAAAUGCUAUAAUCCACACAAUGGUAACCAGAGUUUUGUUCGUCACACACACUUCACGUACAGAUACAUCAAGCUUAGCUAACACACUAAAAGUCCCUACACACUUCAUAAUAAAGGAAUGUAACAAUUUUACUAAUCGAUGAUAUUACCAUAACUGCUACAAGGAGCUGUACAAUCGGAAGAAAACUGACCAGCUGUCUUUGUUAAGCCCCGUCCACAUGAUCGAGCACUGCCCGACGGGCACUCGCUUAAUGCCCGUUGUUCGGGCAAACCAACCAAGUGACCGUGGUCGAGCGAAAUCACCAGAUAAGGCCAUCUGCCUGGUGGUUUGACCGUUUGCUGCCGGGUAUGGAUGGGCGACCCUGCCAGACAAACGAAGUUAACCUUGGAACCCUGGCCAUCAGUGAUAACUUGUUAAAACAUACUCUAGUAUUUUAGUUUUAUUGACGAAUAAUCAUGUUGGUUUGGUUUACGUCUUUAUUGUUUAGAGUGGGUUUUCAGAUAUUUAAUUUAAGACUACAUAAGCUAGGGAGUAUAUAAUUAUGUUAAAUACAGUGUAUAAUAAGUUGUCUAUAGCGUUUUGGAAGCAACCUUGUGUCCUAAACAGAUGUAUCAUGUGUAUGGAGGGUUAUCCCCUUUUACAAAGUGUUAUUUUCAUUAAUAAUCGAUAAAAACCGGAAACCCUACUAAGCCUAAUAUAUCACAUAAGAAGACAUGUGUUACCAUGGGAACCUCUCGUGACUGUCAAAAUUGAAUAACUAUGUAUACUACAAAUCUCACCUGCAAGUAACCCUCCUUGAGUACUUCAUAUAUGGCUUGACAAGUUGCAGGUAUUAUGGUAGACAAACUUUGAUAUCCUCGUUGUAUACUGCAGCGACGUGUAGGAGCACCCAGUUGAAAGAAAUACGAGCGUAGCCUCUAGACGAGCCUCUGGAGAUGUGCCCUGCCUCAUAAUGGUAUCUUUUUUUUAUGUAUGGUUCCAAUUUAGCGAGAAGUCUAUAGAAGGUGUUGGGGUCCAUUCUCAUGUAGUUACUGAAGUCUUUCUCGGGUUCACCUUGCAGUUCACGUAAAAUCGUGGUAGGACUUCCCUAACUUUUCGUUGAGAUAACCAUUCCUUGCACAUUCCCUUUUCUGUUUUUCUUCUUUUUGCACACAAGCAAUCAUUAUACACAGCGCUAUAGUCUUCGAUUUAACUGUCCUGCGACACACCAUGGUGAUCGUACCGCAGCAGCUACUGCCGACCACCUACUAGCUACCAGCAGCAGUGUGUGCAACGACACACAGACUUUGUCCGCCAGGCACUGUUCAAUCGUGUGGACGGGGCUUUAAAGGUUAUCCAGAGAUGAAAGGCAGGCAAACUUGCCACUUCAUCACGGUACCUCCACCGCAAGCCUCCAUACUUAGUCUCCUCAACCAUUUUGGGGUAUAUUUAUUUAUCUUAUAUAAUGUAGGUAUAUAAUAUUUUAUUGAGAAAAAUCUGACCAUAAAUGUCCCCCAGCAACCUAACCCCAUAACCAUAUCAUUAGAUAUUCAGUUUACUUAGCCAGAAAAAAACAGAUAAAGUGGAUAAUAUCAACAAUAUUGACAUGGCUGAGCCAACAGAGAUGCUAAGGUAAACUCUUAUUGAAUAUACUGUACAGUCAUUUCACUGAACAUUGUUUUCAAAAAUGCACGUCUGAUGAAAAGCAAUGUAUGCCUGUAGCAUAAUCAAGCAAUUGAUGAAAUGUCUCCACCUAGCACAUCUAGGUUUACAAGGUCUCACACCUGCCCUUUGCUAUGAUCAUCAUGUCCAAUGUAUAUUUUCAGCCUUUAGGCUGCAGAACUUUUUCAAUAAACCGUUAAUUAUUAUCAUUAUUAUUAUUAUUAUUAUACUUCUGUUUACAGUACAGAACAUUCAUUUCCCAAGACAAAACAUGAAAAUAAGGAAUAGGGAAUGAAAAGCAGUAAUUUUUAAAUAAUUAUUUCAAAAUAACUAUCCAUGAAUAUUUUCAUUCAUCACAGUACAAUAAAAUCACAUUUAAGGUAACAACCUAUCAAGAAGAAAAAAGAUGUCACUCGAAUCACUAAAAAUCCUAAUGAAUCGACUAAUUCAAAAUAAGAAAGCAAAUAUAUUAAUAACACAAUCUGAUAAUUACCAGUAACUGCAUGGACAGUUUUGUAAUAAGAAUAAAAAAUGGUUAGAGGUAAUUCACCUGAUCUUGAAAGUGGUACGGAUUAAUCCCGACAAAUGUCAAUCUAAGAGUAAGGAAUGCUACUAAUUAUGAUAGGAUUUAAUGUUAUCACCAACUCCCAAGCUUCUCAAUUCACCCUUCAUAUCUUGCAUGAGAAGAAAAAAAACACCCUACAUUUAUUCACCUACUUAACCCUUAAGCCCC
Molecule: messenger RNA, 4054 nt
Organism: Homarus americanus (American lobster)
Lineage: Eukaryota; Metazoa; Arthropoda; Malacostraca; Decapoda; Nephropidae
Exons: 3
Coding region: 177-1184 (335 amino acids)
Source: RefSeq, a predicted model, not a curated record